Aspergillus ruber CBS 135680 is the source of this 1310-nucleotide messenger RNA. Its product is annotated as metallophosphatase domain-containing protein. Gene Ontology annotation, molecular function: hydrolase activity. The record is from RefSeq and is a predicted model, not a curated record. Lineage: Eukaryota; Fungi; Ascomycota; Eurotiomycetes; Eurotiales; Aspergillaceae. The transcript has a single exon. Bases 226 to 1224 code for a protein of 332 amino acids.
UCAAUAGGUCAUUCUCAAUCCUGUUGCUUUCCCAAAUUCAUGCCGACCCUUCAAUCCAGAAUAUAUUCUCUUCUCGCGAAGCAUUCUCCUAUAAAUACGCUACCCCGCAUACUCCCACCCCACUAUCGUUAUCGCUAUCAGUAUCAGCCAUAUCGAUACAGUUACCACUAUCGACCAACGACCACAACACCUUUUUACACCAACAGCCAAAGACACCAUAACACCAUGACCUCCCAAACCAAGAAAACUCGCAUCCUACUCCUCUCCGACACCCACACCAGCCCCCCGACCCCCUCAAACUCAACCACAUCCUCCGCCUACCGCGCCCCACUCCCCAAAUCCGACAUCCUCCUCCACGCCGGCGACAUCACCAAAGUCGGCUACAAACAUGAACACGAGGAAAUGCUGGCGAUUCUCAAAGAUGCAGAUGCAGAGCUGAAACUCGUUAUCGCGGGGAAUCACGAUAUCACGCUUGACGAGGAAUACUAUAACAAACUCGGGUAUUUGAGACACAAGCGGAAGUUGGGGUAUACGGCUGCGCUGGAUAGCAAAGGAGAGGAAGAGGGAUGUAAUGGACAACUGGAAAACUGCGCGGAGAUUAAAGCUCUUUAUACAAAUCCCGACGCCAUCGCCGCCGGAAUUCAAUACCUAGAAGAGGGCCUUUACACGUUCACACUAUCAAACGGCACACGCUUCACGGUCUACGCAUCACCCUACACGCCUGAAUUUUGUCAAUGGGCGUUCCCUUACGAACGUAAUAUCGACCGGUACAACCUCCAGUCUCCCGUGGCUGUCCGACAAUCCGGUUUUCAAGCGCCAAAUCCUAUUCCCAGUUAUCCGGGGGUGGAUAUCAUGCUUACGCAUGGCCCGCCAUAUGGGAUCUUCGAUGAGGUGGUUCCGUCUGGGAGUCAUGUGGGUUGUGAGAAUUUGUUGAAGGCGACGACGCGCGCAAAGCCGAGGUUACAUGUCUUUGGGCAUAUUCAUGAGGCGUAUGGUGGUGGGAGGAUGGAUUGGGGGACGAAGAAGAUAGAAAAGAUUCGUGGGGACCCGGAGGAUAUGCUGGAGGAGAGGUGUUUGUAUGUCAAUGCUAGUGAUGGUGGGGGGAAGGGGUUGAAGUUCGGGGAGGAGACACUUUUUGUUAAUGCGAGUGUGGUGACGAUUAAGUAUCAUGCGGUUAACGCGCCUUGGUUGGUGGAUUUGGAUUUGCCGGUUGAGGGGGAAUAGUUUACGGGGUAGAAUGGCUAGAUAGCUAGAGCACAUAGCUUGAAAUAUGUAUAAUGCAUGAAUUGAAUAAUUUACAGGAAUCCAAA